UCUUUGGCUAAAUUACAUCUACGUAAUUUUCAUAAAUUUAGUUCUUGACUUUUCUACUCAUUCUUUUUUAACUGCUGCUCAUUCUAUUCCCUUUCAUUUGUUAAUAGUAUUAAGUUACUAGUAGUUAUCAUCUUUCUUUAAUGAUUAGGUUCAUGCUCACCUCUUUUUAAAUGCUCUCCUUAGUCCUUACACCUCUCUCUGUUGCACAUUCUGUAGUUUACUUUAAAGCUCCUCAUUUCAAGCUGAACUUCUGGUAAAAUAUAACAGGGGAAGUUUUGAACCAGCAGCAAAACAAAAGGAGGAGCAAUUGUCGGAAUGAUUACACGAGCAAUUACAGGACAAACAACAGAAACAGGGUUUGUUCGGGGAGCUGGAAUUGGUGCUGUGGCUGGUGCUAUUGUUGCUGUUGAGUUGCUGGAGUCCUUGCUCAAUGGUGAUUCAUCGUCUAAGGUAGGAAUGUUUGGAAGCUUAAUAAAUGGAAAGAUAUUUCGGGAAUGGGUUUGCCCAGCAAUGCUCAAGGCUUAUCAAUGGCAGGUGGGGACACUGGAAACGAGUUAUAUGGAAAUAUCUGACAUUUUCGAUGUUCAAGGAACCAGAGGAAUGCCUCCCGAAUCUGUUGAUAAACUCCCAAAGUUCAACAUUAUUCGCAAUGGAACCGUGGAUCACUGUGGCGAGAACAACUCUUGUUCAAUAUGCUUACAGGAUUUCAACGAGGGUGAAACCGCGAGGGAACUACCAAAUUGUAAACAUCUGUUUCAUUUGCUUUGCAUUGACGGAUGGCUAAUUAUUCAAGCAUCUUGCCCAGUCUGUCGAAAGGAUGUUUAAUACUAAUCAAGACAAAGAAAAGACACUUCGGUGAUCCACAACACCCUUCAUCGAGACAACAGAAUAUGGACAAAAAGGAGACGGGUUCGAACCAAAAAUUCCUGGUCCUGUCAUGUAAAUUAAGCACCGUGAUCCUAAACAACAUGUACUUGAACACGAGAAAACAAACAUAUAUUUGCAUGGAGAAUUUCAGUUGGUAGCUGUUUGAAGAACUUCUCAAGUCUGAAGUCUUCAAACAACCAAGCACCUGUAACAUAAUCUUAAAAAGUAUGCAUGUACUCCUCUUGCUUGAAAGAAAUUCUGUUUGAUCUGAUAACCAAGAAUUUACAUAAAGCUGAAGUUU
Papaver somniferum (opium poppy) is the source of this 1168-nucleotide messenger RNA. RefSeq names its product NEP1-interacting protein 1-like. The transcript is spliced from 5 exons. The record is from RefSeq and is a predicted model, not a curated record. Lineage: Eukaryota; Viridiplantae; Streptophyta; Magnoliopsida; Ranunculales; Papaveraceae. Bases 316 to 825 code for a protein of 169 amino acids.